Messenger RNA from Owenia fusiformis, 1080 nucleotides. NCBI's taxonomy places the organism in Eukaryota, Metazoa, Annelida, Polychaeta, Sabellida, Oweniidae. The record is from the annotation of a GenBank genome assembly.
AUGUAUGACGUCAUAAUAGAAUGGGCUAAAUUGUAUUACAAUAGCAAGGAAUAUUGCCAUGCCUACGUGUUUUGUAUAUCACUUCAUUUUGGAAGGAGACAAACAGUCAUGUCUAAAUUGCUGGUAAUUCUCGCAUUGGCCGUUUGCGCCUUUGUUGCUGUCAAAGCAGAUAAAUGUAGCCAGCUACAAGCCAUGAAGGUGAAAACACAAUGGGGAGAAAUCUACGCCGAUGAUUCCGAAAACAGAGCUCCUGUCUGUGUCGCCAUUUUCAGAGCCCUCUUCAAAAAAGAUCCAGCAACUAAACCACUUUUCUCCCGAGUGGGAUCAGAUGAUACCAAUUCACCAAUCUUCAAAGCCCACUGCCUACGUCUACUAGGUGGACUCGAUAUGACCAUCUCCCUGCUCGACACUCCAACUGUCUUGGAACAGACCCUCAUCCACCUCAACGAACAGCACUUGGCUCGACCUGGCGUCAAACGCAUCUAUUUUGAUGCAAUGGGUAACGUUUUGGACGAGAUUCUCACCCUUGUCUACCCACCUUAUGACCGUAAUGCAUGGGCGCCAUGUUGGUCAACAAUCGUAGAUGGCAUCUCCAAGGGACUUCCUUAAACCCGACAUGUACACGAAGAAACAAUGAACGCAUGCGCUAGGACUAUAUCAGAAUUUUCUACAGGGUGCUAGGAUACAGACGAAUAAAGAUUUUGUUCCAUUUCUUAACGAAACACAUGGUGGAUACCAUAACGUGGUACAUAAAGAUGCGUGAAGAUAUGCCCGUUUAGAUCAGAGACUUAUGAUAAAUUCCGAGAGCAUGCGUAUUCAAACACUUAACAACGAACAAUCUCGCGUGUAUACUUUCCUCAACGUAAAGUAUAGCUGCCCCAACAUUGAUAUUCGCUCAAAAGUUAUAUUUUACAUUGUAAGCGUAUAUAUUUAUGACAUUUUGAUGAUUCUAUGGGUAGUUUUUUUAUUACUCCACAAGUGGAUCAGGCCUGAAAUCCACGUGUGGAGCGACUCAAAAUAAACCACAACCCAUGUAAUUUAAUAAUAUAGGGAAUAAAGAUAAUGAAAUUACAAUGGAAA